Messenger RNA from Fulvia fulva, 1239 nucleotides. RefSeq lists its product as uncharacterized. NCBI's taxonomy places the organism in Eukaryota, Fungi, Ascomycota, Dothideomycetes, Mycosphaerellales, Mycosphaerellaceae. The record is from RefSeq and is a predicted model, not a curated record. The transcript is spliced from 3 exons. Bases 1 to 1239 code for a protein of 412 amino acids.
AUGGCACAAGAGCAAGAACAAUCGCAGCCAGAGCCACACGGCGCUGAACAGCACGGUGGAGGCGGCGACAGCAUGCAGAUGCUUGUUGUUAGACUCCUGAUUGCCGCAAGCCAAACAUCUGAGCCUGUUGCCAGUGAGCUCAAGGACAUCGCAAUGACCUUGUCGUGCGCCACCACUGCGUCCAACGAUAGCUCUUCCUCUGUGGGCGUGAAGGACGAGCGGUCGUCCAGCCGCAGCAACAGCGUGCCAUCUCUUGGCAUGCUUACAGAUGGGACCAGCAUAGCGCCAGGCUCCCGCGAUGGCUCGGGCAGUGAUGAUGCCAAGUCCACGGCUCUCGUUCUGCGAGACGAACCUUCGGCUGCAAUGCCAUCAAGUAUGCUCCACGCACACCUAUACAAUAACGCACACUCACAAGCAACAGGUGCACUGCCAUCAACGCAGUUUCAGCAUACCAGCUUUGAGCCACCUGCUGGCGCUCGUUCGGCUCCAGGAUAUCCGGGUCCGCAGUCUGGUCUGCAACUCGACUUUGGCCAGCGAAGCAUCCCGGCGCCAGGCACGAAGCGGUCCUAUCCAUUCGAGGAUGCAAAUGUAUCCGAACCAAAGCGCCAGCACAAUGGCUUCGGUGCAGCUCCACCUGGACGACGGCCGGUAUGCAGAGAGUGUUUUAGCGCAGGUCUGGCCGAGACCUGCGAUCACACAGCCCGGUGUAAUAACUGCAAGUCCCGGGGUGGCGUAAACUGUGUUUACGUUGCCUGUGCUCGUGACAUGGGCUGCUCUGAUCCACUGUGCCAUUUCAUGCACCCUGACCAGUGGCAUAAGAAUGAUCGGCCAGUGUGGCAGCUCAAGACAUCCCAUCUUGCGCCACCGGGUGGACAGGCGCCUGGACCGCGUCCAAUGCCUCCAGCUCCCAAGCCGCGUCCAAAGAACGAAGGCCUGUAUGGCAGACGCUCGUGGACAGCGCCAAGACAGCCGCCGUGGGCGUGGAGUUCUGGCAACGUCUCGACCACGACCGACCGAGCCUUCCAACCAGCCUUCACUGGACCGAUGGCUCCCAUGACGGCCCAGAAUCGAUUCACCACCCCCUUCCAGAACUAUGCCGCCGAGCCAGUCAACAAGGCAUUCUUCGCUUUCCCAAAAGUCGAGAAUGGCAAUAGCAACAAUGAUGGCGGUGGCGUACCCGCUGCUAGACCGGAAAGCGAUUUCCCACGUGGUUUGCUGAAGUAUGAGAAUGAUGAGUAG